AUGACGCUUCAUCCGAAAGUAGAAAAAGAUUACAAUUUUAAGGAUGGAUGGUUUAUUCGUGACCAUAGAAAAAUUUUAGAAGAACGUGAUCUGUGGAGUGGUCAGAAGCUAGAUUGCAACCAAAAAGAAAGUAAUGGUUGUUGUGCAAGACAUAUACUUAUAAUGCAAGCAGAUUUUUUGAAGCAAAAAACUUCAAUUGCAGAAUCUGUUGAGGCAGCUGGUCACAUUUUUGAAUUAUAUCCGAAAUUCCAUUGCGAGUGCAAUUUUAUUGAACGUUAUUGGGGUGCUGCAAAACAAACUGCUCGUCACCAAUGUGAUUAUUCAUAUGCGCAAUUACAAAUUCGUGUACCAAAAAUACUUGAUAACAUACCUUUAUCAAUAAUUAGACGAUUUAAUUGUAAGGCUUGGAGAUAUAUUGAAGCCUAUGCAAAUGGCUUAGAAGGAAAAGAUGCCGAAAGAGCUGUAAAACAGUUCAAAUCGCAUCGACGAAUUCGAGUUAAUGAUUAA
This is a messenger RNA of Scutellospora calospora, 507 nucleotides long. NCBI's taxonomy places the organism in Eukaryota, Fungi, Glomeromycota, Glomeromycetes, Diversisporales, Gigasporaceae. The record is from the annotation of a GenBank genome assembly.